Salpingoeca rosetta is the source of this 1257-nucleotide messenger RNA. RefSeq lists its product as uncharacterized. NCBI's taxonomy places the organism in Eukaryota, Choanoflagellata, Craspedida, Salpingoecidae. Gene Ontology annotation, molecular function: protein binding. The transcript is spliced from 8 exons. The record is from RefSeq and is a predicted model, not a curated record. Bases 99 to 1013 code for a protein of 304 amino acids.
CACAGGACGACAAUUUGCCAUAUCUUGCACACAUCGCCAAGAACCCGAGUGAAAGCGAGAGAGGACAGGAGCACAGCAGCAACACCAACCGCAACAACAUGGACGACAUACAGACGUUGAUGCAGAUGGGCUUCGACAAAGCCAUGGCGGAACGGGCACUUGCAGAGACACAAGGGCAAGGUUUGGAUGCUGCUGUCAACUGGAUUUUCAGCAACCCUGCACCGAUGGCCCAGAGCGGUGGAUUCACGCUCGGCUCUGGCUCUGGUGGGCAACAGCAAACGUCUGCAGGCAGCACUGGCGAUGCCACGGCUGAACAGCAGAGCGCUCAGCAGCAGGGACAACAGCAGCCAGAACAAUCACAGCAGAAUGCAGAGGGAGAGGCGCCAGCUCCAAAGAAGGCGCUAACAGAGGAAGAGAAGCAGGAGCAGGCAAGGAAGCUGCAAGAGAAGAUCAACCAACGCCGCAUCCAGCGACACCAGGAGGAAGAGAAGCGUCAGCUGGAACAACAGAAGAAGCGCAUGGAGUCUGCAAAGACGCUCUCGCAGGCUCGCCGGGAGCAGGAAGAGCUGGAGAUGAAGCGCAUUGCUGAGCAGAAACGCAAGGAGAAACUUGAGAACAAACGACGAAAGGAACGAAUCAAGGCAGAGCUGGAGAAAGACAAGGCAGAGCGUGAGGCUGCACGAAAAGAGGCGGAGCGCCAGCAAUCGCGCCCGUCGUCGCUUCCCGUCGCCCCAACGCCUGCAGUCACCGCGCCGCCAUCGACAACAGCCACGUCCUGUCGCAUCCAGGUGCGGUUGCCGGGUGCACAGCCCCUGCGUGCAACAUUCUCGCCUGACGACAAGCUGCAGAAGCUGUUUGAUGUUGUGAGUGCAAGCGGGGCGGCGCCGGCCAACUAUUCGCUGAUGCAGACAAUCCCACGCCGCUCGUUUGCCCCAACAGCAGACGCAGACACCUCUUUCAGAGAUGCAGGUCUCGUGCCGUCGGCGUCGCUGCACCUCAAGCCUAUCUUGUAAUCAACAACUGUGUUACAUGCUGUCACCUGCACACAUAUACGCAAACGCAUUCACAAACAAACACACACACACAUACACACGCUAUCGCCAUUGAGGUCACAGCACAUCCCUCGUCUUUUUCUUGGUAUUCGCCAUACACCCAGUGCUUGGGUUGUUUACCCUUGCUGCCUACUGCACACGACAUUACAUUUUUUGACAAGGACAACGCCACGUGUAACUAGCGAAUUCGUUGCUUCCAAUAGAG